GGGGGCGGGGCGAGGCGCGUGUGUGCGGCCGAGGUACCUUGAGCGUUUGUGCGCCGAGGCUCGCGCUCCGAGAAGGCGGCGCUGUGCUGUGAUACGGACCUCGGGGCGGCGGUGUCCGCGCGGCCAGGCACCUGGAAGGGUGAAGGCGAGAGAGGCAGAUGACGACGCUGAACACAGGCUCUGCAAGAAUCUCCAUAAUGAAUGGAUCCAGUGUGGCAAGUACAUCACCCAGUGUGAAAUGCAAGGAGGACCAAGGAUUAAAUGGACAUGAGGAAAAGGAAAACCCAUUUGCAGAAUAUAUGUGGAUGGAGAAUGAAGAGGAUUUCAAUAGACAGGUAGAGGAAGAGCUGCAGGAGCAAGACUUCUUGGACCGCUGCUUCCAGGAGAUGCUGGAUGAAGAAGACCAGGACUGGUUCAUCCCAGCACGAGACCUGCCUCAGGCUGUGGGACACUUACAGCAGCAGUUAAAUGGACUAUCAGUCAGCGACAGUCAUGAAUCUGAAGACAUUUUGAGCAAAAGUAACCUGAAUCCAGAUGCCAAGGAGUUUAUUCCAGGAGUGAAGUACUGAGCUGUUGAAAGCUUCCAGAAGGACUUGUCUUGUCCCCGUACCUGGGGUCAGCAAUGCACAAAAAGGCAGAGCUGAAGGGGGGUGGCAGGGCUGUGUGGCCAGGGUGGGUUGGGUUGGGAAGGUGGUUUAACUGGAUACUGUGACUGAGUAACUAAUGUGCGAGGUACUACUCUCCAAGCCCUCUGAACUUUGCUCUUCUGUUCUGCUAACUUGUUCAGAGCAGUUUCCCAUUUUAUUUUAUUUUUGAGAAGUUCUUUGGAGUUGUUUUUCCCUUGUAAGGAAUGUUCUGUAUGCAUUCAAGCAAAAUAAGCUGACCAAGGAAAACAGUAUUUAAGAAGUAAUCUUCCCUGCUGUGUACCUACCAGGAGCAGGGCAUCUGGAGAGCUUAAGGAGUUUGCAGCUGGGUGGUAAGAGGGAAGAACAGAACAGGAGAUGUAAACCAGAUGCAACACUCAGAUCUCCAACCCCUGACAUUUCCAUAGUGAACUGGGGUACCAGUGGCCCACAAAGCCCUUGUCUCCUGGCCUGAACUUUACUCAAGAAAACACAGAUUUGGAAGUUCUUGGAUGAAUGUAACUUUGGAUGGAUGCAAGUUGUACAUCAGAAGAACAGGGCUGGAUGGUGUCUGUCAUUUAGUUGCUGCUGGCCUGGUGUUGAUCAUAGGUGUGUAGCUGUCACUUAUCAUUUACAAGUCAAGGUCACAUAGAGUCACUUUGCCUUCACGAUCCAUAUAGGGGCUACUCCUGGUUUCUUUCCCUCACAGCUCUAAAAGACACUGUUAGCCGAAGUCUGAGACAGGCCUUUCGUUGGGUUAGUUGCAUCUUGAAUCUUUUUGGACAGUUUUGUUUUAUUUUCCUUAGUCCCAUAAAUAUCUGGUUUUUACAGUGUCUUAAUUCUCUCAAAGAUUUCUGUAUUUUUUUUUUCAAGGAAAUAACGUUUUUCCAAACACUAGUAAGCUGCUCAGCUUAGUUUGGGUGCUUCUCCUGCCUUACAGAGUGAUUCCCAGAAACUAAGCUACUAAGGAGUCCUGCCUGAGAGCACAACAAAGCUCCGUGAAGCUGUUAAUGGGUGUUAUUGCUCCCACAGACUGGCUUUUUGUCCUCGUGGGCCUGGCUGGGUGCUCUCUUAGUUCUCCUGUGACUCAUUAGGGUUUUAUUGAUGCUCUGUGGAACUGAAUUCCACUGGGGGCUGCUGAUGUGAGUAGAGGUCAAGGUGGUAGUGUUGAGGGUGAAAGGACAAGUGUCCUGUCCUGUUCAUACUCCCAGGACAAGGGAUUUGGAAAGGCCUGAGAGUGCUGUCCCUGUGCUGUGUGUUAGGUCUGGAAAGAUCAUGUAGCUUCCAUGCUAUCAGUUCAGCAUGUGGAUGUGGGCAGAGACUGGAAGAAAGGAUUGAGUCUGGAAAGUUGGAACUUUUCCCUUUUUCAUGAGCUAGUUUUCUAACUUUCCAUUUCAUUUUGGUUCCAGUGAUAGAACCCAGAGUGUCACUUUUGCCAGGUUAGUCCUGCCCUUGAGCUGUUCUCAGCCCUCCCUUGUUGACUUGUAAACAGCCCCAGCAGUUAAACACAAACUUCCCUGUUUUUCCUGUUAAAAGUCUCAUAGGAUGGCAUCUUGUGACAGUGACCUUCCCCCUUAGGUCACAUCAUAGUGAGUAGCUCAGGGAAAUUGUAUGUCCAGACACAUACUGACUCCCAAAGCUUCUCCCUCAAGAAAAUGAAACUAGGAACUCCUAGUCCUCUGGGAGGACUUUAUUCCUGCUUCAGCUUUUAGCUUGGCUUGCCACUUCUAAUAAGGAGAAGGGUAUGGGUAGGGCAUAAAAAGAUUCUGCUGCAGCCUCCACGAGACUGUUGGAGAUCAGAAUGUAUCAGGAUUGCAGGAAUAUCCUUGAGAAUCUCCACCUGAAUAUUGUGCACCCUUCUUUGAGUACUUGGCUGGGAAGCCUGUGCAAGCCUGAGGAGGUUUUGUUCCAUCCUAAAGUUUUGCCCUUUGGAAGCCAAGCUGCUAGGUGUGGUCCCAGAGGCCUACAUCCCCUCCUGCUGUGCUGACUUAUUUUACUUGGAUGUCAAUCUCUGUCUUGGUUUUGAGGGUGCAUUUGGUUAAUACUACUAGAGUGCUGUUGGGUGUACCUGAAAGCAAGUGCUGGUGUGUUGGGUCCACCUCAGAGCAGCAUACUGACUCCAGGCUUGGGAUACAGCCAGUGAGGUAGGUGGUCCUUAGUAAUAUGUGGAAUGACUUAUUCCUGUGACCCAACUCUCCUAUCAUUCAAUGUUGUGAAGUAGCAUAAUCAUGCCCCAGACUACAGGCUCAGCCUUAGAGUUUGCCAGCUUAGCAGAAGAGUUUUGGGUUUUUGUGGGUUUUGUUUCCCCCUUGAGAAUUUAUACAGCAGUAGAAAAUGUUCUUAAUAGUUGCUGGUCUGGCUGGUCCCAGUCUUCAUUUAUUAGACUGAGUUCUAAUUGUGAUUAUUUGACUCUGUAACUUUUCUUUUGUGGAGGGAGAAGGAAUAAAGGAAUGUCUCUUCAGGCAUUUUGGACUGCAUAAGAAAUUAUGGAGGUAGCCAAAGCCUGGGUACUAGGGUACAAAGCUCAGGGUCUGGGGCCAGUUUCUAUCUAUAGAGUACCUGACUUUUGGUUGUCAUAUAAGCAAGCCAGAAAAUAGUCUAAAGAUUGGAUCUUUUUUAUUGAACUAAGAUCUCACAUGUGCUAUGCAAACACUACACCAGGCUGCAUUCCAGACCUGUGAGAGAGGCUGGGUCUUGGGAGCCACCCCUAUUUCCAAAGUCAGAAGAGCUGUGAUUGCUUCAUUAAGAUUGUAAGGCUAACCAUGUCUUAAGAAUAAAUGUUUUUAGUGAACUACUAA
Peromyscus californicus insignis is the source of this 3421-nucleotide messenger RNA. It is a transcript of the gene Paip2b, whose product is annotated as poly(A) binding protein interacting protein 2B. The coding region runs from base 159 to 569 and encodes 136 amino acids. The record is from RefSeq and is a predicted model, not a curated record. Gene Ontology annotation, cellular component: cytoplasm. The transcript has 5 exons. Gene Ontology annotation, molecular function: mRNA regulatory element binding translation repressor activity. Lineage: Eukaryota; Metazoa; Chordata; Mammalia; Rodentia; Cricetidae. Gene Ontology annotation, biological process: negative regulation of translational initiation.